AUGAUUCGAACUCACACUCACAUGUUCCGGGAUCAGGGGCUUAACGAAACGCAUUACGACGUGGCAGCACAUUGUUUCGCCGAAGGACUGCAAACCUUCCAAGUGGACCAGGGUUUGAUUGACAAGUGCAUGACCAUUCUGGUAUCCAUGAGAGUGGUCUUUGAGUAUGGAGCGCAGGUGGCAGAGCGCGAAAAGACCAUGAGCAAGGAGAAGAUGAAAACACCCCCCCUGGCAUCCCCCAAGACCAUUGGAACAGACCAAGAGGUUGUCCUUCCCGAGUACCCACUUGGCUGA
Molecule: messenger RNA, 294 nt
Organism: Seminavis robusta
Lineage: Eukaryota; Bacillariophyta; Bacillariophyceae; Naviculales; Naviculaceae
Source: the annotation of a GenBank genome assembly